CACUUUUGCGUCAUCCCGCCAUUUGAUCUAACGCCGAGGACUUUCUCGGCGGCUCUCGAUUCCAACCUCUUAUUACGGGUCCAACACACAGAAGUUCAAUCGCUGGCCCAUCUGGAACUGGGAGAGUCAUCUACUGCACUGGUCAGGUGUAUAUGGCACCGACAAAGGUAUCAGGAAACACAAAAUAUCACAGACACUGCAAUCACUCGCAUUGAGCAGUUGCAUCCUGUUCCCUGGGAGGCGUGGCCCUUUGCGAAAACCGGUCUAGAAUCUAUCUUUGACACAACAGACCAACCUAAGGUCGUCGUUUAA
Molecule: messenger RNA, 312 nt
Organism: Penicillium atrosanguineum
Lineage: Eukaryota; Fungi; Ascomycota; Eurotiomycetes; Eurotiales; Aspergillaceae
Exons: 2
Source: RefSeq, a predicted model, not a curated record